This is a messenger RNA of Anopheles stephensi (Asian malaria mosquito), 3414 nucleotides long. RefSeq names its product potential E3 ubiquitin-protein ligase ariadne-2 (gene ari-2). Bases 884 to 2554 code for a protein of 556 amino acids. Gene Ontology annotation, molecular function: ubiquitin protein ligase activity; zinc ion binding; ubiquitin conjugating enzyme binding. Lineage: Eukaryota; Metazoa; Arthropoda; Insecta; Diptera; Culicidae. Gene Ontology annotation, cellular component: cytoplasm; ubiquitin ligase complex. The transcript is spliced from 5 exons. The record is from RefSeq and is a predicted model, not a curated record. Gene Ontology annotation, biological process: protein polyubiquitination; positive regulation of proteasomal ubiquitin-dependent protein catabolic process; ubiquitin-dependent protein catabolic process.
GGAGUGUUUGUUUGGUGCGUAUAGAUUGCAAGGUAAGACCGUUGUCUUUCUCCUCACGGAAAAAUUCCAUCCUUCGCAAGUUCGUAAACCCAUUAGCGCAAACGUUCGAGCCCCAUCGUGAAGCCUUUUUUAUCCGAAUAGCUUAUCCGUUGCGUGUGUGGCUCGGUUUACACGCGGUCGCUCAACGUUGAAUCAUCACUCUAGCGAGCGCAGUGAGAAAUGCCCUAAAACAGUCACUGGCAGGUGCUCCUUUCGUGUUGGUCCGAAAGCAAUUGAGAGGUGUGCUUCCUGUGUUGCCUUGCCGAGGAGUAAAAUCCUUCCUGUGCUUGGAAUCGUGCAGCUAAAUCGUCAUCGGACGAUUCCCGAAACCUGGUGUUCUUCCUGCAGCGAGUGCGUUUCUAUUGCGCGUCUAAAGCACAAAGUGGUUUGGUAAGAUUGUGCAGUUGUACGUGCGUGUGUCUCGGUGUGUGUGUGCGUUGAUCACAAAAAUUUGCACCAGCAAAACUAGCUUCCGUGCAGCAGCAGCAGCACUCGGUCGGUCGGUAGUGGGAAAGCCAGCUGCGAAAAGCCCUCAAAUGUUAGUUCCAUUACCACGAAUUACAACAACCAUAGCGAGCGUGUGCAAAAAUUAGCAACAAUUGCGUGUGUGCUGCUUGCGAUAAUCAUCACCGUGUGUGUGCGUGUGUGUUCCGCUGGGAGGGAAGAGGAGGACCGCGGAAUUGGUGGGAAAAUUUCGCACCCAAGAAAGUGAAGGUGAUUUUUCAUGACCAGCAGUAGUGGCAGCAGCUAAUAAACCUCCGAAGUCACCGAAAGAAAGAACCCGCGACGCACUGACAAACGGGAGAAGGAGCCUUCAACAAUCAUCUACAGCACCCCAGUUACGAUGGCGGACCAAGAAUCGGACAUGGAAUAUUCGUCCGACAAUGAUUACGAAUUUGAGGAUUAUUACAACUCAGGCGAAGAUUGUGACAUCGAGCAGAUCGACCCGAAGCGUACCGACCCGGAGUACUUCGUGUACGAGUGUCUCAAUGUGGAGGAGGUCGAGAAGCUGUUGAACGAGUCGGUGGAGAAGCUGAGCACCCAGCUCCAGAUUACGCCAUCGCUGGCGAAGGUGCUGCUGCACGAAACCCGCUGGAACACGGCGGAAGUGAUCGAGCGGUACCGCAACAACGCCUCCAACCUGUUGGUCAGCGCACGGAUUAAAGCGGCCGCCCCGUCGAUACCUCCCAACCCACCAACGCAACUGCCACCCGCCGCCGUCCCGUCCACAUCCACCUCGUCGUCCGUCGCUUCAGGUGGUGCUGCCGCCGCCGCCGCCGCCGCCACCUGCUCCUUCACCGUAUCCGUCCCUGGCUGUUCGGCCAGCCCGGCGAUCCCGGGAACGAGUAGCGGGAGUACCGCUACCAGCACCAGUAGCAGCAGCAGUAAGUCACACCAAACUAGCUCCACAACGACGCCGGGUGCUUGCUGCUAUCGAACACAGCUAUGUCCGGUUUGCGUGACGGUACAGUCGACCGACAAGUUUCACGCCCUGUCCUGCCAGCACUCGUUCUGUCGCGACUGCUGGGCGAUGCACUUCGAGAUCCAGAUCGGGCAGGGCAUUUCCACACAGAUCGAGUGUAUGGAGCAGCGCUGUGAUGUGCGCGUGCCGGAGGAUCUCGUGCUGACGCUGCUGAACCGGCCGAUGCUGCGCGACAAGUAUCAGCAGUUUACGUUUGCCGAUUACGUUAAAUCACACCCGGAAUUGCGCUUCUGUCCCGGUCCCAACUGUCAGACCAUCAUUCGCAGCCAGGACAUUAGCCCGAAGAAGGCCGUGUGUCGGAUGUGCAAGACGGCGUUCUGUUUCCGGUGCGGUACCGACUACCAUGCCCCGACCGACUGCCAGAUCAUCCGCAAAUGGUUGACCAAGUGUGCGGACGACAGCGAGACGGCCAACUACAUCAGUGCGCACACGAAGGACUGCCCCAAGUGUCACAUCUGCAUCGAGAAGAACGGGGGCUGCAACCAUAUGCAGUGCUUUAACUGCAAGCACGACUUUUGCUGGAUGUGUUUGGGCGACUGGAAGGCGCACGGGUCGGAGUACUACGAGUGCUCACGGUACAAGGAAAACCCCAACAUUGCCCACGAAUCGGUACACGCGCAGGCUCGGGAAGCACUCAAGAAGUACCUGCACUACUACGAACGCUGGGAAAACCAUUCCAAGUCGCUGCAGCUCGAGCAGCAAACGCUGGACCGCAUGCGGACGCGCAUCAACGAGAAGGUGAUGAAGGGGCUGGGCACGUGGAUCGAUUGGCAGCAUCUGUUCGAUGCGGCUACCCUGCUGGCCAAGUGUCGCUACACGCUCCAGUACACCUACCCGUACGCGUACUACAUGGAAUCGCGGAAGGAGCUGUUCGAGUAUCAGCAGGCUCAGCUCGAGGCGGAAAUUGAAAACCUUUCCUGGAAGGUUGAACGGGCGGAAACGACCGACCGGGGCGAGCUCGAGAAUCAGAUGGACAUUGCGGAAAAGCGCCGCACGACGCUGCUGAAGGAUUUCUUUCCAACGGAGGCGUAAGUAGCUGUAGCGUCGAAGUAAACAGGACACAAACUUAAUGCAAUCCACCGAUGUGGCGUUCGUUAUACAGCCUCUAGCUACGAUUAUUAAGCACUACUAUUGCUCUUUUUCCUGCUGCUACCCCUACCUGCUACUACUAUUACUAUUACGAUUUGUACAUUUAGCGUGUAAGACGCAGCAGCAGCAGCGGCAGCAGCAUCAUUAACCCGCGUGUUCCUCCGUAAAGGGUGUGUGUGUGUGCUUUUGGGGAGGUCGGGAUUGAUAGGAUUCGUAGAAAAGCGCCCGUACAGAAGCUACUAUUCAGAUAGGAGAAGCUAAGGCAAAGGAAAAGACAAAACGAGAUCUUCAGCAGCAAACCUACUAGUGAGGGGGGGUACCUAGGCUUAGAGGCUUAGAGGAUAGGGCAGUGAGUAAAAUACAAUCUUAAAAGUAACCAUAGCAUAUAGGAACAAAGGCAAAGUGUUCAAAAUAGCGGCGCUUGUGUCACAAACUGUGCAAUGAACGAGAGGGAACGGAAGCGAGCGAAGAAGUGAUUAAAGCUCUCGUAAUUAACUUUCUUCUUAAAACCUUAAAAGACACACGCCGCGCGCGCCACUGAGAAGAGAAGAGCCUUCUGCUGGUUUACUGAUACUACAGAAAAAGAAAGAAGAAGCGCAUAUGAUAAUUGCUGCUACGCGUGCAAAAUUUUGCUCCAUUUCACUUGUCUGCCGGUUCGUGUCCGCGUGGAACACUUUUCGGAAGCGGAAGUGAGACGGUGGAAAUACUCCUCAGCAAUAAGCGACGGCAGGUAGAAUAAGAAGAACAAGCGCUGUGGAAGGAAGUGUGGAAAAUUAAAGACAAAAAAAACUACAAAAAACUAA